Messenger RNA from Carlito syrichta (Philippine tarsier), 1873 nucleotides. It is a transcript of the gene ENPP4, whose product is annotated as ectonucleotide pyrophosphatase/phosphodiesterase 4 (putative). NCBI's taxonomy places the organism in Eukaryota, Metazoa, Chordata, Mammalia, Primates, Tarsiidae. The record is from RefSeq and is a predicted model, not a curated record. The coding region runs from base 136 to 1497 and encodes 453 amino acids. The transcript has 4 exons.
UGGGAAGAAGCGGCAGCGGGUGAGUAAGAGCCUCUCGCGCUCGGCGUGCUGGAGGGAAAUAGUAUCCCCUCUCCAGUCCACAGGAGCUUUGAAAUUAGACAAGGAACCUGAUUGCUGACCUUCAGCGUGUUCAUUAUGAAGUUAUUAGUAAUACUUUUGCUUUCUGGACUUACAACUGGUUGCAGAGGCAACUCUUCCUCUAGUUUGCCACCCAAGUUACUACUGGUGUCCUUUGAUGGCUUCAGAGCUGACUAUCUGAAGAAUUAUGAAUUUCCUCAUCUUCAGAAUUUUAUCAAAGAAGGUGUAUUGGUAGAGCAUGUUCAAAAUGUUUUCAUCACAAAAACAUUUCCAAACCAUUACAGUAUUGUGACAGGCUUGUAUGAAGAAAGUCAUGGCAUUGUGGCUAACUCCAUGUAUGACACAGUCACAAAGAAGCAUUUUUCUGAUGCUGAUGACAAAGAUCCUUUUUGGUGGAAUGAGGCAAUACCUAUUUGGGUAACCAAUCAGCUUCAGGGAAACAGAUCAAGUGCUGCUGCCAUGUGGCCUGGUACUGACGUACCCAUUCACAAUACCAUAUCUUCUUAUUUUAUGAAUUAUAACUCCUCAGUGUCAUUUGCGGAGAGACUGAAUAAUAUUACCAUGUGGCUAAACAAUUCAAACCCACCAGUCACCUUUGCAACACUCUAUUGGGAAGAACCAGAUGCAAGUGGCCACAAAUAUGGACCCGAAGAUAAAGAAAACAUGGGGAGAGUGUUGAAAGAAAUAGAUGAUCUUAUUGGUGACUUAGUUCAAAAACUCAAAAUGUUAGGAUUGUGGGAAAAUCUUAAUGUGAUCAUUACAAGUGAUCAUGGGAUGACCCAGUGUUCUCAGGAAAGACUGAUUAACUUGGAUCUCUGCAUCAAUCAUUCAGACUACACACUUAUAGAUCUGAGUCCAGUUGCUGCAAUACUUCCUAAAAUAAAUAGAACAGAGGUUUAUGACAAACUGAAAAACUGUAGCCUUCACAUGAAUGUUUACCUCAAAGAAAACAUUCCUAACAGAUUUUAUUACCAACAUAAUGGUCGAAUUCAGCCUAUUAUUUUGAUUGCUGAUGAAGGCUGGACAAUUGUGCUGAAUAAAUCAUCACAAAAAUUAGGAGACCAUGGUUAUGAUAAUUCUUUGCCUAGCAUGCAUCCGUUUCUAGCUGCCCAUGGACCUGCAUUUCACAAAGGCUACAAGUACAACACAAUUAACAUUGUAGAUAUUUAUCCAAUGAUGUGCCACAUCCUGGGCUUGAAACCACAACCCAACAAUGGAACCUUUAGUCAUACUAAGUGCUUGUUAGUUGACCAGUGGUGUAUUAAUCUCCCAGAAGCCAUUGGGAUUGUCAUUGGUGCACUCUUGGUGUUAACCUCGCUGACGUGCCUCAUCAUAUUCAUGCAGAAUAGACUAUCUGGACCUCGUCCAUUUUCCAGACUUCAGCUACAAGAAGAUGAUGAUGAUCCUUUAAUUGGGUGACAUGCCGGAGUUUACACAAAGUGUCUUUGAUCCAUCACAAAACUAAGAAUAGUUUUGUUAACUAUGAAAAAAAAAUACUUUGAGAGACAAAGAACUUGACUAAGCAUGCUAUAGUAAUAAUAAUUAUUUUUCCCCUUGUGUUUUGUUUUUGGUGCAUUUGCUAAUACAAAUAACCCUGAUGAUAGCAAAAUGACUAGUAAAUCAUUAGUUAACACCAUCUAUUUCUCUAAGUAGAAAUACUAGAAAUAAAUUUCGAGAAAAAUACUCUCUUUGCUUUUUUUUGCAAUUAAGAUGUGAUACAUCUUUAAAUGAACAUAUACCAAAAUUAGUAGGCAUGCUUUUCUGAUAAACUUAUAUAUUUGUAAACAAAGCAACA